Messenger RNA from Uloborus diversus, 1124 nucleotides. Its product is annotated as carbonyl reductase [NADPH] 1-like. The record is from RefSeq and is a predicted model, not a curated record. Bases 124 to 951 code for a protein of 275 amino acids. Gene Ontology annotation, molecular function: carbonyl reductase (NADPH) activity. The transcript has 9 exons. NCBI's taxonomy places the organism in Eukaryota, Metazoa, Arthropoda, Arachnida, Araneae, Uloboridae.
UUGACCGUCAUGUUUUGUUUACAUCUCUUGGAUGUGAUCUGAUAAGCCGAUAAGCGCUAUGGCAUAUAUCAUGAAUUUGUGAUAAGGGUUUAAGGGUGUAUAUUUUUCACUUGUUGUUAAGUUAUGGCUUCCAGAGUAGCCGUGGUAACAGGUAGCAACAAAGGAGUUGGUUUUGCCACUGUUAGAGCUCUCUGCAAGCAUUUUAAUGGUGAUGUUUUCUUACUAGCUCGUGAUGAAAAGAGAGGAAAAGCUGCAGUUGAGGCACUGAAAAACGAAGGAUUGAAUCCAAAAUUCCAUCUUCUUGAUAUAACCAGUAUUAGCAGCAUAAAAACACUAGCUUCUUUUCUGAAAACAGAGUAUGGAGGCUUAGACGUACUUGUAAAUAAUGCUGGUAUAGCAUACAAAAAUGAAGAUCCCACUCCAUUUCCUGAGCAGGCUAAAAAUACCAUCAAAAUUAAUUUUUUUGCCACUUUGGAUGUAUGCCAUGAACUGUUCCCUCUACUGAGACCACAUGCUAGAGUUGUAAAUGUAACUAGUUCCGCUGGUAAAUUAUCUCGAAUACCAGGAAAAGAACUACAACAGAAAUUUUUAGCUGAAAGUCUAACUGAAGAUGAACUUUGCAACUUGAUGAAUCAGUUUGUUGAAGAUGCAAAAUCUGGCAUUCAUGCAGAAAAAGGUUGGGGAAACUCAGCUUAUGUUGUGUCUAAGGUUGGAGUAUCUGCCUUAACAUUUCUUCAGCACAAAAGCUUCCUUCAAGAUCCUCGCCCUGACAUUGUAAUCAAUGCUGUUCACCCUGGUUUUGUGGAUACUGACAUGACUAGUCACAAAGGUCAUUUAACUCCAGAUCAAGGUGCUGAAGCUCCAUCUUAUUGUGCUUUACUACCUGCUAACAUAGAGUCUCCCCGAGGGCAGUUUAUUUGGUGUGAUAAAACCAUUGCAACCUUCUUAUGAUUUAGGGCAUAAACGUAAUGGAGUAUGUGCCAACAAUCUGACAUUUUCAGACUUCAAUCUAUAAAACUCUUGUAUGUUAAAUUCCUUCUUUUGUAAGAAAUUUUCCAUUUGAAAGAAAAUCAAAACUACAUAAAUCAUUUUGUUCCCUAAUAAAAAUAGUUUUGAGCAGUGUC